Molecule: messenger RNA, 1722 nt
Organism: Xenia sp. Carnegie-2017
Lineage: Eukaryota; Metazoa; Cnidaria; Anthozoa; Malacalcyonacea; Xeniidae
Product: D-threo-3-hydroxyaspartate dehydratase-like
Exons: 7
Coding region: 146-1276 (376 amino acids)
Biological process (GO): D-serine catabolic process
Molecular function (GO): D-serine ammonia-lyase activity
Source: RefSeq, a predicted model, not a curated record
GUGAUAAUAGUACCUAUUGAAGUCAAUUGUCAUCAAGGAUUACACGUACCAUAUAAAUUAAUAAAUACAUGAAUGCCCCCCCCCAAUUUUAUCAAUCUUCCGUCGCCCUUGAAAGUGAAAAAUCAUCUUCGAGUAUUUCGUCAAAAUGAGUUUCAUAAAACGAGCGAUAAACGAGCUACCUUCUCCUGCGUUUAUAGUCGAUAUCGUAAAAGUGAAGAGAAAUUGUGAGCGAAUGAAAGAAAGGUGCAAUUUGCUAGGUGUCAGAUUAAGACCUCACAUGAAAACUCACAAAACCAUUGAAGCUGGAGUUUUGAUGACAAAUGGUACUUGUUCCCAAGUGGUGGUUUCAACUUUGGCUGAAGCUCAAUUUUACUAUGAAAAUGGUUUUGAUGAUAUUGUCUAUGCAUACCCACUGAGUAAGGAUAAGAUUAGGCGAUGUGCUGAACUGCAGAGUAAACUGGAACUCUUUCAUGUCACUGUUGAUAAUAUGCAAAUUAUUGACUCCCUUGAAGAAUACGAGUUACCAGUGUCUAGCAAAAAAUGGUCGGUAAUUCUUAUGGUUGAUUGUGGAUGUGGAAGAGAUGGGGUUCCAUACAAUAGUGAUUUAGCUUUGAACAUGGUCAAAAGACUAGUAUCAUUAAAGGAUGUGGAGUUUUUUGGAGUUUAUACUCAUUAUGGUUCAUCUUAUCAUUGCCAUGGCCCUGAAGAAAUAAGGAAAGAAGCAUCAAUUGCCUGGAAGAAGCUUGUUGACUUAACUAUUAGGAUUAAAGCAGAAGGUAUUGAGUGCAAGAGUGUCAGUGUAGGUGCAACACCUACUUGCUCACUUCCACCUGCAAAAGAGUUUGUUGAAGGCAUAACUGAGUUUCAUCCAGGAAACUAUGUAUUUUAUGAUAUUGCACAAGUAAAUAUCGGAUCAUGUUCUGUAGAGGAUAUUGCUUGCAGAUUACUGACACGAGUCAUCUCACAUUAUCCUGAGAGUGGUCACAUGUUAAUUGAUUGUGGCUGGAUGGCUUUAACACUGGACAGUCUUGGUGAACUCCCCACUGGAUUCUGUGUUUUUGAGGGAGAACCUAACCUAAAAUUGGAAGGAAUGACUCAAGAGCUUGGCAAAGUUAUUGCAUUAAAUGGCAAGCUUGAUUUUUCCAAAUAUCCCAUUGGGUCAAUCUUGAAAAUCUUGCCACAUCACGCAUGUGCAACAGCAGCAAUGCACUCUGUGUAUUUUGUUCAUGAAGGGGAGACAGUUGUGGAAGAAUGGAAACCAGUUAGAGGAUGGUGAUUUGGAUAUCUGAAUGAGUGCAAAUAGGUUUGGUAAUUGUGUCAUAGCCAUACAUGUCAAACCAAUUAUUUCUCAUAUUUUUUGAUAAAUUCUUGCUAUAUAUCCAAGAGAAAAUAUCUUUAUACACUUCAUUUUACGUCAAAUACUUCACAACCAAGAACAUAAUGAUACAUGUGAUUAUCAUUCCUCCAAAAACAAUCCAUUUAUCCUACACAAAAGCACAAAACAAAUCAUGUAUGAAAUUGAACAAUGAUUUAUAAAACACUUGUAUGCACAGUAAUCAGAAAUGUUGCAGGCAAUUCAAUAGGAGCAAAGUCUUUCAUGCAGAGAAAAUUUUUUAUAACAACUACAAAGAGUCAAAGUCAAACAUUAGCAUUAUAGUUAUACAUAAUUCUUUUUUAUUGACACAAUAUUUUCUUUGGAGGAAAUGUAUCUGUUGAAUAUAA